This is a messenger RNA of Ustilago hordei, 861 nucleotides long. RefSeq lists its product as uncharacterized. Gene Ontology annotation, molecular function: mRNA 5'-UTR binding; small ribosomal subunit rRNA binding; structural constituent of ribosome. The coding region runs from base 1 to 861 and encodes 286 amino acids. The transcript has a single exon. Gene Ontology annotation, cellular component: mitochondrial small ribosomal subunit; ribosome. The record is from RefSeq and is a predicted model, not a curated record. Gene Ontology annotation, biological process: ribosomal small subunit assembly; translation; maturation of SSU-rRNA from tricistronic rRNA transcript (SSU-rRNA, 5.8S rRNA, LSU-rRNA). NCBI's taxonomy places the organism in Eukaryota, Fungi, Basidiomycota, Ustilaginomycetes, Ustilaginales, Ustilaginaceae.
AUGCUUCGAGGAUUAGCAAGACAGUGGACGCCGUCCUUGCGACAGGCAGUAGAGUUGUCAGUAUGCUCACCAUCUAGCUCCAUCGCCCGUGCAUCGCCUCUCGCUCUGCAGCGUAGCUUUGCCACCUCCUCAAGAUGGCGCAACGACAAGGACAAGUCGGCGUCUACGCAGGAGCUCGAAUCGCAAGCUUCAGGCCAACCCACAUCCGACCCUUCCCCUGCAGGCAGCAGCAACGUCUCUGAUGCUCAACAGCGCCAUCUUUCCUCCCAGCCCGCCGAAGCAGAAGCCACCGCAUCCAGUGGAAGAGCCGCACCGUCCACAAAUCUUGACGACAUUCUAGGCUCCGUUUCUGCUGUCUCGUCUACCCUUCCCGGCUCAGAGGCAUCCGCAGAGGCCGACUCGGCCUCUUCCACAUUCCAGGAAUCGCGCUCCCCUCUCAUCCGAGGCUCUCGUUACUCAUCUACCCAAUUCAACACCUCUUCAUCUUUCGCGCAACCCCACCGCUUGUUCGUCAACUCGUCACGAAACAACACCAUCCUCACUCUCACGAGCCCUACGGGCGACCCUCUCGCCUCGGCAUCCGGUGGGUCUGUCGGGUUCAAGAAGUCUGCUCGUUCCGGUUACGAAGCUGGCUACAGAGCUGCAUUCAGCAUGUUCGGCAAGAUCAACGAGUUCAAGAAUGCUUGGAGGAUUGCUCAUCUGCAAGUCCUGUGGAACGGCUUUGGACAGGGAAGAGAGGCUGUAUUCAGAGCUUUGUUGGCAGGUGAAGGGCAAACAACCAAGAACUUGGUCAGUAAGAUGACCGACAAGACACCCGUCAAAAUCGGAGGUGUGCGACCCAAGAAGCGCAGGAUGCUUUAA